GUAAAAUAUCUUUCUUUUAGGCAUCACUUGGAAUAAGAAAUUCCCUCAUUUUUUGUUGUGCCCUUGUUUGGUUUGUUUCACAAACAAUCACUAGUCAUCACAAUCCAAAACGCCGUUUCUGUUACCUCCUCUCCACGAACCGAAUGGACUUGUAUGCAUCAUCUCAUUCUCUUCCAAACUAUCCUUCCUCUUUCCUCUUCAAACCUAAGGUUAACACUUUUCACACAACCCUUUUCCCAACAAAAUCCGCACAUUUCAAACCUUCAUUCUUUUCACCAAAUCACCUCACUCUCACUACCCCUAUGAAUCCUCCCACAUCUCUUUCCUCUGCUGCUUUCGUGGAACACAACAACGGUUCAACUUCAACUUCUGCGCCUUUUCACUCAGAGACUAGAGUUGGAGAGGUGAAAAGGGUCACUAAGGAGACUAAUGUAUCUGUCAGAAUUAAUUUGGAUGGUUCUGGUGUUGCUGAUUCUAGUACUGGAAUUCCCUUCCUUGAUCAUAUGCUAGAUCAACUUGCUUCACAUGGACUAUUUGAUGUACACGUGAAGGCUACUGGGGAUGUACACAUCGAUGAUCAUCACACAAAUGAAGAUGUUGCUCUUGCUAUUGGAACGGCUUUGCUGCAAGCCCUUGGUGAUAGGAAGGGUAUUAACCGGUUUGGUGACUUCUCUGCUCCUCUUGAUGAAGCAUUGAUACACGUUUCACUGGAUUUAUCGGGUCGACCACAUCUGAGUUAUAAUUUGGACAUUCCCACUCAAAGGGUUGGGACAUAUGACACACAGUUGGUGGAACAUUUUUUCCAAUCUUUAGUGAAUACUUCUGGUAUGACACUUCACAUUCGCCAGCUUGCUGGAAGAAAUUCUCAUCAUAUUAUUGAAGCAACUUUCAAAGCUUUUGCAAGGGCUCUUCGACAAGCAACAGAAUAUGACCCACGUCGCCGUGGAACUGUGCCAAGUUCCAAAGGAGUUUUGUCACGGUCUUAAUAUCUUCGACUAGCAUACAUAUCUGGAUUGAGCUACUAGUAUUACUGAUUCUGUAUGGUUCUUCAAGGAUGUGAAUUCAUGAUGAACCCUUGCUCUGCUCUCUUCCGUCACAUUGCUUACAUGUCCUGGGAUAAUAAUCCGAGGUGCAGGUUCAAGUAUUUGUAAAAGAAGUUACUGCCAUUGGUAUUUGCUAGUCUGUUGACAUACAAUGCUCAUGGUAUAAGGAUUUGUAUGUCUGACCCUCUCCAAACCCUAGUACGAGCCUUGCGCAGCAAGCAUCUUUUUUUAAGUAAUUUUUUGAAGGUCACAUGAAUAGUUAUAAAUGGUAUACUUUUAUACAGUGCUGGAAUAACAUGCCAGGUUUUAAAUGUUCAAAUAACAUUCUCUAUUAAAAAAGACUCAUGUUUGAACUUUAUAUUCUGUACUCAAGUUAUAAUGCGAGAAUUAUCUAGUAGUCUAAGUUAUAGUCACUACAUAUGAAAAUAUGUUAAGUUUCGUGAGAUCCGAGUCUAAUCUAUCAUCUGCUCAUAAACUUAAUUUUAAGUCAGUCAUUUUAAGAGGCCGUCAAUGCUCUAGUUAAAAUUCUAACCAUCAAUUU
Molecule: messenger RNA, 1584 nt
Organism: Vicia villosa (hairy vetch)
Lineage: Eukaryota; Viridiplantae; Streptophyta; Magnoliopsida; Fabales; Fabaceae
Product: imidazoleglycerol-phosphate dehydratase, chloroplastic
Exons: 8
Coding region: 144-986 (280 amino acids)
Biological process (GO): L-histidine biosynthetic process
Molecular function (GO): imidazoleglycerol-phosphate dehydratase activity
Source: RefSeq, a predicted model, not a curated record